Molecule: messenger RNA, 667 nt
Organism: Gossypium arboreum
Lineage: Eukaryota; Viridiplantae; Streptophyta; Magnoliopsida; Malvales; Malvaceae
Product: 60S acidic ribosomal protein P1-like
Exons: 3
Coding region: 155-493 (112 amino acids)
Biological process (GO): translational elongation; cytoplasmic translation
Cellular component (GO): ribosome; cytosolic large ribosomal subunit
Molecular function (GO): ribonucleoprotein complex binding; protein kinase activator activity; structural constituent of ribosome
Source: RefSeq, a predicted model, not a curated record
UUGGCCGACUGUCUCAACCAAAAACCCUAGACCUCUCAAGAUCUGGAUUUUCACUCCAUAUAUAUUUAAGCCGCCUCCUAAAUCCCCGGUCUCUGAGAUCUCAACGCAUACCAAACCCUAGCGCCAAGAUUUAGUGUUGAAAAUCUCGAGCACAAUGGCCACCGGUGAACUCGCCUGUACUUACGCCGCGUUGAUUCUCCAUGACGAUGGAAUCUCAAUCACCGCCGAGAAGAUUGCUACAUUGGUGAAGGCAGCGAACUUGAGCGUUGAAUCUUACUGGCCAAGCCUUUUCGCCAAGCUCCUCGAGAGAGUCAACGUCGAUGAUCUCAUCACCAGCGUUGGCUCCGGUGGUGGUGCUGCCCCUGUUGCCGUUGCUGCUGCUUCUGGUGCAGCUGGCGGUGGUGCUGCUGCGGCUGCCCCUGCUGUUGAGGAGAAAAAGGAAGAAGAGAAGGAAGAGAGUGAUGAUGACAUGGGAUUCAGCUUGUUUGACUAGACACAAUUCUUCCCAGUUCGGAUAUUUCUUUUGUUUUGUUGUUUGAAAUUGCGGAAACUUAGGACUCGUUUUAAAUAUUAGUUGAAUUUUUGUAUUGGGAUUUGAGAACUUUUGCAGAGAUUCAAGAAGUUACAUGGUUAAUCUUACUUGGUUUAAUUGAUAUUGCCAUUGAAA